Messenger RNA from Fomitopsis serialis, 918 nucleotides. RefSeq lists its product as uncharacterized. The record is from RefSeq and is a predicted model, not a curated record. NCBI's taxonomy places the organism in Eukaryota, Fungi, Basidiomycota, Agaricomycetes, Polyporales, Fomitopsidaceae. Bases 1 to 918 code for a protein of 305 amino acids. The transcript is spliced from 2 exons.
AUGGAGCGUACAAGUGUACUCUCACUACCCGUUGAACUGCUAUACGACAUACAUAUUCACGCAGCGUCCCCGAAUCUCCCGCUGGCAUGCAAGCAUCUCUAUGCCGUGUGCAAGUCUGCACCAACCUCUGUCCACGCUCAGUAUCUCAUUGAGAGCUAUCACUCCGCUCGUGCCUACAGCACCGUCGCCGAUAUCAUCUCCUUGGCCCUUCGGUACCCUGUCUGCACUCAGGCCGUCCUUGACACAAUCAUCAGGAGCCCCGAGUAUCCCACUCUGUCCUCAGAAAACCGAAGAAAGAGGACGGAGCUGCCGCGGAGACUCUUUCGCAACUUAUCGCCGCGUCCUACAAGCAUAGGCAAGCGGAAGCGAGGCGAGCCAGAACCUUCCGGGUGGACAGAAGACGACGACCCGCUGCCUUUCCUUCGCUACCUCUAUGCCCACCCGCGCAUUCGUACGCCGGGAGCCGACUCCUGGGAAGGCUACGCGCUGACGAAAGCUGUACACGCCGAAUUCAUUCCUCUCGUGCAAUUUUUGCUCGAACAUGGCGCGUCGCCUCAGACGAAGGGCGCCCUCGCAGUCAUGGUCGCCAUCCGGCGUAAGAAUCUGCCGUUGGUGCGUUUGCUCAUCGAGCGCGAUGGCCCGCGACAAACCUACAAGCGGCCAAGGAUGAGGGAUGAGGGACCCGGUGUGGUGACGGGGAGGGACGGGAUAUCUGCGGAUUCAGCCCGGGGGAACGAUACCGUGACGCGCGAUAACGGUGCAAAGAGACGGAAACUGGGGGACAGAGUACAGGUGAACCAGGAGAUGGUCAAGACGGCGGUGCAGUCUAAUGCUCGAGACAUUGUGGAGUAUUUUAUCCACGAGAAAGGCUGCGUGCCAGACAUGCAGACAGUUCUACUCAUGGGAGCGAGUAGAUAG